Messenger RNA from Jaminaea rosea, 2226 nucleotides. RefSeq names its product Noc2-domain-containing protein. Gene Ontology annotation, cellular component: nucleolus; nucleoplasm; Noc1p-Noc2p complex. The record is from RefSeq and is a predicted model, not a curated record. The transcript is spliced from 3 exons. Gene Ontology annotation, biological process: ribosomal large subunit biogenesis. The coding region runs from base 49 to 2151 and encodes 700 amino acids. NCBI's taxonomy places the organism in Eukaryota, Fungi, Basidiomycota, Exobasidiomycetes, Microstromatales.
UGCAAAUCGCUCGCUGCUACCAUCCACUCACUACCCAACGUCGUCGAGAUGGCAAAGGCAACAAAGCAGACGAAGAAGUUUCAGAAGAACCAUCUCAAACGCGCCAUCGACGACCGCAAGAACUUUCAAAAGAAGAAGGCCGGAAUCGAGAGAGCAAAGAAGGCAAAGGAUGCCAGAUCAAAACGUUCCAAGGGGGACAGACAUGCCGCAGUAGGGGAUGACGAGGAAGACGAAGAUGAUGAAGCAGACGAGGCAGGAGCAGGCAGCGACGAGGAUGAGAUGGACGCGGAAGCAGGCCCAAGCCGUUUCCAAGGAAUGAGCGUCGAGGAAUUCCUUGGCGGAGGAUUCAAAGCUGGCAUGGAUGACGAAGAGGAAGACGGCAACGAUGAUGAAGAGGCCGACAUGAGCGAGAUGGACGACAUCUCAGACGGAGAGAUGCACGCCCAAGACCUCGAGAAGCUCAAAGAGAAGGAUCCCGACUUUUACCGCUAUCUUCAGGAGAAUGAUGAGGAGCUGCUCAAAUUCGCCGGAGAGGAUGCCAGCGAUGAUGACGACGAGGAUGAAGAACCACAGAAGGCUUCAAGCUCGGCCAAGGGCAAGGGCAAGGCGACUCAAGCCGACUCGGACGACGAAGAAGACGAGGAGGAAGCCCAGCACGUCGUCACAAUGAAGACGCUGCGGGGUUGGCAGCGAGCUAUGAUCCAACAUCGAUCUCUCAAGGCCCUCCGCAAGCUUCUCCUUGCCUUUCGUUCUGCAGCGCACAUGGACGAUCCAGAGGACGAGCGACCGGAACAGAGCUUUGUAGUUGAAGAGGCAGCCGUAUUCAACAAGCUGCUCCUCACCGUCUUCAAGUACACGCCCGUUGUGCUGCAACAUCACAUCCCUGCAAAAGAGACGCAGCAGGGACGUUUCAAGCUGCCAACGAACAGCAAGAAGUUCUCCAUCCUGCAGAGGCCGAUUCAGACGUACUUCUCGAAUCUGCACCACCUGCUCAAAUCCCUGCCGGAGCAGGAGAUGGUCUACGUGGCUGUGACGGAGAGUGCGAGGAUGGUACCGUUCUUGAUGAACAACAGGAGGAUGGCGAGGGAAUACGUCAAGACUAUGCUGGACUUGUGGGCUACGGCGUCGGAUCGCGUGAGGAUUGCGGCUUUCCUCUCGGUGAGGAAGGUGGCCAAGGCGGGAGAUGAGGCGAUGCUUGAUCUCUGCUUGCGCGGAGCGUACCUCUCUUUCAUCAGGAGCACGAAACUCACAACAAUCCACACCCUCCCCUCGAUCAACCUGAUGAAGAAUUCAGCCUCAGAGCUCUACGCUCUUAACUCCAGCGCCUCCUACCAACAAGCCUUCUCCUUCAUCCGCCAGCUGGCCAUCCACCUCCGCAACGCCCUCAAAACGCGCAGCGCCGAGAGCUUCAAGAGCGUCUACAACUGGCAGUAUGUGCACUGCAUCGACUUCUGGAGCAUCGUCCUUGCAGCAGCGUGCGAUCGUCAACGUGGAGUAGAGAGCGAGAUGCAGCAGCUCGUCUACCCGCUUGUGCAGGUGGCAAGUGGGGCCAUCAGGCUCAUCCCGACAUCGCGCUACUUCCCGCUGCGAUGCCAUCUGCUGAGGGCUAUGUUGCGUCUCAUGCAGCGCACAGGGGUGUACAUCCCUCUUGGAUCGAGCCUGUUGGAGAUGCUCUCUGCUCCGGAAUUCCUGCGAAAGGCCAAGGGCUCGACGCUGAAGCCACUUGACUUCACUACAACUCUGCGAGCGCCGGCCUCGUACGUGCGCACCCGCGUCUACGCCGACCAACUGGCAGAGGAAGUUCCCUACCUCCUUGCCGAGUUUCUCGCCACGCAGUCACGCUCCAUCGGUCUGCCGGAGCUCGUAGUCCCGCUCGUCUUCCAAGUGAAGCGAACGCUCAAGCACUCGACGAGCCCGAAGCUCAGCUCGGCUUGCAAGCAAUUGCUGGCCAAGGUAGAGGCGAAUGUGCGAUUCGUCGAGCAGAAGAGGCAGAACGUCGAGUUUGCUCCUAGCAACUUGAAGGGAUUGGAGGGCUUCCUGAGCGAGAUGGGGGAGGGAGAGGAGACGCCCCUUGAGGCGUGGGUGAGGUUGGCGCGCAAGGUUAGGCAGCAGAAGAGGCGGGUGGUGGAGGAGAUGGAGCAGCAGGUGUAGGGGGGAUUCGACAGUUUCUUUCAUUGUUGUCUCAUGCGAUACACUCACUCGCGACAUUUGAUCUGACGUUGCGGC